Auxenochlorella protothecoides is the source of this 288-nucleotide messenger RNA. RefSeq lists its product as hypothetical. The transcript has a single exon. Bases 1 to 288 code for a protein of 95 amino acids. Lineage: Eukaryota; Viridiplantae; Chlorophyta; Trebouxiophyceae; Chlorellales; Chlorellaceae. The record is from RefSeq and is a predicted model, not a curated record.
AUGCGGUGCCAGAGUUCAAACACUCCACAAACCUGCUCGCUGGGCGGGCCCAGAUCCAGGUUCGACUGUAGAUGGGCAGUCAAUGGCAGCACAACGGACUCGGGGAGGCCGUUGGUGGCGCAGAAAGCUCGAGCUGCGUCCUCGGGGUCGUCACCGAGCCGGACCUCGACCCUGCCUGUCACACCGUCCCCAAUGUCCACCGUCGUGACGAGGAGAACGGGGCGGGGAUCUUCGAGGCUCUUGGUCUCCUCGGAUUCCAUUCUGGAUGGUGUUGUGCCUCUCCGCUGA